Molecule: messenger RNA, 2450 nt
Organism: Hevea brasiliensis (rubber tree)
Lineage: Eukaryota; Viridiplantae; Streptophyta; Magnoliopsida; Malpighiales; Euphorbiaceae
Exons: 13
Coding region: 429-2255 (608 amino acids)
Biological process (GO): 'de novo' IMP biosynthetic process
Cellular component (GO): cytosol
Molecular function (GO): IMP cyclohydrolase activity; phosphoribosylaminoimidazolecarboxamide formyltransferase activity
Source: RefSeq, a predicted model, not a curated record
CAAAGCCAAAACCUAAAAUCACACUCUCAUGCCUACUUUGCAGCCGCACGCCCGCGCCUAGUCAUCUGUGUCUCUCACUGUCCAUCACUUCGCCGUAUUCACUCUCUCUCUCUCUCUCUCUCUCUCACAGCCUUUUGGCGUUGUGCCCUUGAAGGAAUCUUUGCUGUCUCACCUCCUCCAAGCCAGUAACUCUAUUCUUCUCGCCGCCGCCCUAGAUCUCGCUGCAAGCGCAGCUGCUGCUUGGCUGCUCUGUCCUCUAUAGCAGAAUCGUAGAAUUGCAGUACGGCAUUAUUGGUGUUCAUUCUUGUGGGUUCUUGCUCAGUUGCUCGGUGGGCACCUACAUUGUCAUUGUCGAAGUUAACUGCUUUGCUUGCUACUUGCUUUCCCUUGCACUCAGCACUGAACCUUAAAAAAUUCAUAAGAGAAAUAUGUAUGGCUUGAUUACCUCCUCCGCUGCUACCACGUCCGCCACUUCCAACUCUCUGUCUUCUCGCAUUCCCUUUGCCCUACUUCGUCAAAGAAUCACCAACACCGCUUCGUGCUCUCAAUUGACUUCAAUUGUGUGCGUUCAAGUUAACGGUAACUCGUUGCGGUCAAGUUAUAGUGCUAUUAAAGCCAUGGCUGACUCUCAUACCCUUUCAGUGCCAAAGAAUGAGCCUCAAGCCUCUGCUUCUGUCAGCAGGCAAGCUCUGAUAUCUUUAUCGGACAAAAAGGACCUGGCUUUUCUUGGUAGCGGGCUACAAAAUUUAGGGUACACAAUUGUUUCAACAGGAGGAACAGCAUCUGCUUUAGAAAGUAUUGGGGUGUCUGUAACUAAAGUGGAGCAACUUACUCGUUUUCCUGAAAUGCUUGAUGGUCGUGUGAAAACUUUACAUCCCAACAUCCAUGGGGGUAUUCUUGCUAGAAGGGAUCAGAAGCAUCAUAUGGAAGCUCUUAAUAAACAUGAAAUUGGUGUUUUUGAUGUAGUAGUGGUGAACUUGUAUCCCUUUUACGAUAAAGUUACAUCAACUGGGGGAAUUGAGUUUGAGGAUGGAAUUGAGAACAUUGACAUUGGUGGCCCUGCAAUGAUCAGAGCUGCUGCAAAGAAUCACAAGGAUGUCUUGGUGGUUGUUGACUCUCAAGACUAUCCCGCACUGCUAGAUUUCCUUAAAGGAAACCAGGAUGAUCAGCAGUUCCGUAGAAAGCUUGCCUGGAAAGCUUUUCAACAUGUUGCUUCUUAUGAUUCUGCAGUUUCUGAGUGGCUUUGGAAACAAACUGUGGGAGAUAAAUUCCCUCCCAGUCUAACGGUGCCUCUCUCGCUUAAGAGUUCUCUUCGUUAUGGUGAAAAUCCUCACCAAAAGGCUGCAUUUUAUGUUGACAAGAGUAUUUCUGAGGUUAAUGCUGGUGGAAUUGCUACAGCUAUUCAACACCAUGGGAAGGAGAUGUCAUAUAACAACUACUUAGAUGCUGAUGCAGCUUGGAAUUGUGUAUCAGAAUUUAAGAACCCUACUUGUGUUAUUGUUAAGCACACAAAUCCUUGUGGGGUAGCUUCUCGUGAUGAUAUCCAUGAAGCAUAUAGGCUGGCUGUGAGAGCAGAUCCAGUGAGUGCAUUUGGUGGCAUUGUAGCCUUCAAUAUAGAGGUUGAUGAGGCUCUUGCUAAGGAAAUCAGGGAGUUUAGAAGCCCAACUGAUGGUGAAACUCGAAUGUUUUAUGAGAUUGUCGUUGCUCCUAAGUAUACAAAAAAGGGGCUUGAGAUUCUCAAGGGAAAAUCGAAGACACUAAGGAUCCUUGAGGCAAAAAAGAAUGAAAAAGGGAAGCUGUCUCUGAGACAAGUUGGUGGUGGAUGGUUAGCUCAGGAUUCAGAUGACUUGACCCCCCAAGAUAUUCAAUUCGGUGUCAUGUCUGAGAAGGCUCCACAAGAAAGUGAACUUUGUGAUGCAGAGUUUGCAUGGCUGUGUGUCAAGCAUAUAAAGAGCAAUGCCAUAGUAAUAGCUAAGAAUAACUGUAUGCUAGGCAUGGGAAGCGGGCAGCCAAACCGGCUGGAAAGUUUGAGAAUAGCCUUGAGGAAAUCAGGAGAUGAGGUCAAAGGAGCUGCUUUGGCCAGCGAUGCAUUCUUUCCAUUCGCUUGGAAUGAUGCAGUGGAAGAGGCAUGUGAGGCUGGGAUUGGUGUUAUUGCAGAGCCAGGUGGGAGCAUCAGGGAUAAGGAUGCCAUAGACUGCUGCAACAAGCAUGGGGUUUCAUUGCUUUUUACGAAUGUGAGACACUUUAGGCACUGAGAGAUUUCGGCAAUCUCUACAUUUUUGAGUUAUAAACCUUGCGCCUAGUGCCCUCGCGGCUCAGUUUCAUUGUGCAAUUUAUAAUGAUGUGCUGUAAGGGCUCCAGAUUUUCAAAUGCCCUUGUAAUCAAAUAAUGUUCCUUGAAACAAUGCUGCAAGUAAACUAUAAUGUCUGCACUUCGCAAGUUCUAAUUAA